Molecule: messenger RNA, 948 nt
Organism: Penicillium crustosum
Lineage: Eukaryota; Fungi; Ascomycota; Eurotiomycetes; Eurotiales; Aspergillaceae
Exons: 1
Coding region: 1-948 (315 amino acids)
Source: RefSeq, a predicted model, not a curated record
AUGGCAGAUGAAAAACCAGCAGAGCUCUUCAAACGUGGGCUUAACGAGGUGGAUGACUCUAGCUCUUCUCGCUCCCCAACCCGCCGACGUCUAGCCUCUAAAUCCGCAGAGCCCGCCGAAUCCCUUGUGCCUUAUCCCAUUCCAGAUGACAAUAGUAUAUCCAGUGAUGGACAGUUGCCCCCUUUGCCGCCUGGCGAUGCAAGUGAUGACAAUAGUCCCCCGGUGUCGGACGAACAAGUCGCCGAGUAUUACCGAAAGGGAGCUGCAUACGAAGCAUGGAUUGCUGACCCAACUCGAGACGAAUGUCCCUGUGAACUAUCAGAACAUACAUUGUUCGGAUUACUCAAUCACAGUGAUAAGAAAAAGAGAUUUCAUUGUUCGGAGAACCAGUUUGAUGACCCACCUCUACCCAUCCAGGAGGAUUUGGAAAAAUUAGGGUUCCGAGCAAAAGGUAAAAGGUGCCGUUUUGCAAGACUCACACUCAGCGGUUAUGACAAGGAUGGCUACAAAAAGGAGACUGAGUAUCAACAUUCUUUCGCAGAGGGCCUUAUAAUUGGUGAGUGUAUUUACCGAUACGCCGGGCCGAAUUGGUCGCAUAUCGCUCUCGCUCAAUAUAAGUUUGACUACCCCAUCGAUACCCUCAAAUAUCUUUAUUUUACUAAUGUUCAAAAUGAGGAGACCCUUCCCUACGUGCAGGAAAUUCUAUACCCCAGGCAUGGCAUUGAUUGGCCUAGAGUUGAUCGAAUUCAGAGUCAGGUAUGGGAGCACGGCACUGAGGGCUAUCGAGAGAUUCUAGGUACCAAGCUAGGGAAUGCAGCGGCAUGUCUUGUUGUUGGGGCUUGGGAGAGAGGUACGCAUCGCAUCGCUAGAGUUCACACUCUCGGUCGUCUGUACCAUAUACACCUACGAUUUGAUAUUGAGCCGGUCCCUGCACCUGGAACUGCUUAA